Messenger RNA from Bombina bombina (fire-bellied toad), 6945 nucleotides. It is a transcript of the gene CSPP1, whose product is annotated as centrosome and spindle pole associated protein 1. Lineage: Eukaryota; Metazoa; Chordata; Amphibia; Anura; Bombinatoridae. Gene Ontology annotation, biological process: positive regulation of cytokinesis. The transcript is spliced from 32 exons. Gene Ontology annotation, cellular component: spindle pole; microtubule; centrosome. Bases 5 to 4021 code for a protein of 1338 amino acids. The record is from RefSeq and is a predicted model, not a curated record.
GAAAAUGCUGGGCGCUGUGGGCCUCCCUGAACUGGGCUGGCUGUGUUGUGAGAUAUACCGGGGGUGGCGCCUGUCGCCACAGAAACACAGUAACUGCCGCACAGCCAUAGAGGAUACAUCAGAGAACGGGGACGCAGGACCCACUGAAAAAAUGGGAGAAGAACUUGAUUAUUUUCUUGAAGAACAAAAGAAAAAACUUGCUCAAGAUAUAGCCGAAUUGGAAAAGGAUCCACCCUAUAUGGAAAUAAGGAGUAGUGGGCAUGAAACUUCGCGUGCAGAUAACGAAUGGAUCUCAGUUGCUAAAGAAAACAUCCCCCCAAACGGACAGUUUAAUGAAGAUACUGCAAACAUGAAGCAAAUAGAAGAAACGAGUUAUGGUUUGAGUUUACCUCUUGGAGAAGAAUAUGAGAGGAAAAAACAUAAACUCAAGGAAGAGCUGCGUCAGGAUUAUCGGAAGUACCUCAAUCAGGGUAAUGCUCAGGUCAAACGAAAGAAACAUUUGAGAUCUACGGGUGAAAUUGAUCCAUCAACUCAAGGAAUGUCACUUCCAAUUGGAGAGAGGCUCUCUGGAAAGGAAAGGCUGCGACUUGAGAGAAAUCAAGAAUACAACCAGUUUCUCAGGAUGAAGGAAGACGACCAUGAGAGGUUCAGGGUAGCAGCAGUAGCAAAGCAUAAUCAGAAUGAAAAAACAGUUAUUAAGGGUAGGUUACAACCCCAACCAGAACCACCAGUUCAGAUGCCCUACAAAGAUUAUGAAGUAUCAAAGAAAAAUUCAUAUACCUCCAUGGAGGCUUAUGAGGAGCUACUGAAUAAAAGAAGGUCUGUGGAAGAUAGACAGCAUAGGCGAGAGGUUGAAACUGAACCUCAAGAGCGGACAAGUAGAAAAGCUGAGGAAGCCCAUGCUUAUAGGAAGUAUAGAGCCUCUGAUAGGGAUAGAGAUGUGCUUGACCGGCCACGACAAGUUCAUGCUGAAUUGGACGUUGAACGAAGACCACAGAGACUUUAUUUGGCACCAGAUGUAAGAGAAGAUGGUCAAAGUAGACCCCGAUACGAAACAGAUCUAAGAGAAAGACGUCCCUUAAGACAUACCGAACCAAAUGAAAGAAUUCCUCAACAUUAUUAUGCUGAUAGCCAUGUAUACCAGCCCGAUCAAGCGUCCUACUAUCAGAUCCAGACACAAGAGAACAGGCCAUACAGAGAGAGGAGAGAUCGCGAGCUUCCAAUUGACUAUGAAGAUGAUUUCAGGGAACAGUCACACCGAAGACCUAUUUCUGCAGUUACAAAGUCCAGACCUAAAAUUGAAAACCCAAUUCAAAAUACUGAACGCUCAAAAUCGGCACAUGUGAAGGACGAACACUUUGCUUCUACCCUCCUUAUUGGGGGAGGAGACCAAGAUGCCCAGCAGAAAAGGAAAGAGCGUUAUAGACAGGAUUUGAUGGAGCAGAUGGCUGAACAACAGAGAAACAAGAGAAGGGAAAAGGAGCUUGAACUAAAGGUUGCUGCAUCAGGAGCCAUAGAUCCAGAAAAACAACCUGACAGGCUUCGGCAGUUUGGGGCAGUGAAUCGCCAUCAAGAUGUACCUGAUCGAAAUGUUCCUUACCGGCCUGGAGCCUAUGAGUCAGAAAAAACAGGGAGGAGGGAUCAGAAGCCUGCGUUUGAGGAUAAGGCCCCUCCAGGCCGACCAAGAGUAGCUUUCCAAACCCCUGUUCCGGAGGUAGUUGUACCUGCUAGUAAUUUUCCUGCAAAUGAAGAAUUCCACAGAGGACUUUCAAGUGCACUAGGGGAAAUUGUUGCUCCCAGAAUUGCUGCAGUUCCUCCACCUCAGCCACCAGUACUCGCAGAUAACUAUCGAACACCUUAUGAUGAUGCUUAUUACUAUUACGGUGUGAGGAAUCCACUGGAUCCAAACCUUGCGUAUUAUUCCCAAGGCAUGUUGGGUUUGCAACCUACUCUAGAAAGCAGCAUUCCAGCAACACACUUAAUAAAAAAUCAGCAGGAAGAUCAAAAUUUUGUUAAUAGACAACCGGUUACAGAGAGAAGAGGAGCUUCUUUGGGAUUAUUUCCUGAAGAGAAACCAAAACAAUCUAAAGCGGCAGCUAUUUCAUAUCAGGAAGAGUUGGAAAAACAGAUUCUAGAAAGGAAUGAAAAACGUAGGAAGGAAAAGCAAGAGCAAGAGAGAUAUGAUGCUAAAUUGGACGAAGAAAUAAGAAACUACAAUCCCUGGGGUAAAGGUGGCGGUGGUGCACCCCUCAAAGACGCAAAGGGAAAUCUUAUAAGUGAUUUGAAGAUGAUGCAUAAACACAAUGAAGAUGCUUAUCAGAAUCCUGAUGCGAAACCUCUUGAAGACAGGAGAGCUGUUGUUGCAGUCAAUCUAAAUCCAGCAGAUACAGGGUCAUCUACAAGCAAAAUUCCAGGUUUCUCUUUUGCAAACAACUCACCUUACGCAAGAGGAACCAUAUUUUCUGAACCUCAAACAGAACAACAGAUUCAUCAACAAGAAUCCUAUAAGAAUUUUUUACGCCUCCAGAUUGAUGAGAAGAGACGAAAAGAAGAGGAGGAGCGAGAAAAAAUAAGACUUGAAGAGGAAAGAGAAGAGAAGCGUUUAGCUGAACAGAGGGACAAAAUUCAACGGGAAUAUGAAGAGGAGCAAAAUAAGAAAAAACUUAAAGAGGAGGAGCAAAGGAUUAAAAAUGAAGAACUAGUUCGUCUAGCAGAGGAGAGGAGGAAAGAAGCUGAAAGAAAACGGAAAGAGGAGGAAGAAAAGCAUGAUAAACAACUUAGGCAAUAUUAUGACCAAGAAAAACAAGCGACUGUGUCAGAAGAGGAAUUAAAGCCUUCAAGACCACCAUCGCCAGUGAUUCCAGCUCUUCAGCACAAACGCUCCUCCCGUGUUAAGAGACCACCCACUGCUGAGAGCCGCGUAUUUGUCCAAUCAAUUGAUGAACCACAGUCCAGGGCUGUUUCUCCACCUGUUCCUGCUAGAAGAAACCAACUUAGGGCCUAUGAUGAGAAGACAAGUGUAAUUAGUGAGCUGUCAGAGUUAAGGAAGCAGCUGAGAAGUGAGCAGAAACGUUUAGAGGGCCGAUUGCAUGAUGCUGAUAGGGACGACACAUCUUCUGCCUCUAUAAGUGGCCGAAGAAGGGAAAAAAAUUCUGCUGAUGCGUUUGACCUGGCUCGACAAAAACUUCAAGCUACAGUACGGAGGCCGUCAUCAAAGGCACAAGAUGCUGUUAAUAUGCACAACAUCAGAGAGUUUAAUGACCUUAAGUACAGAGAUACAGAUACCCGGGAAGGUGUGAGGCACAUGUACCCUGACCCACCAAAUGACAACCAGACAUUAGACAUCCAGCAGCAGGCCUUGCUUAGAGAACAGCAGAGGAACUUAAAUAGAAUGAAGAAGAGGACAGUGAUGCCUGAUGAGUUUGAAAGGGCUCCGGUCUACAGUUUGCGGCACGUGGGGAUGCUACGGGAUCAACCGAGUGACCUGAUGAAAACCUCACUCUUGGAGUCAGAGAGUGCAUUUAUUGGGGAAAACGGAGAGCCCUAUAUUCCCUUUAGGGACACAACUCCAGAUUUGCACCGGCUUCCAUCAGCAAGAGACAGACGAAGGCACAAAAAUAUAGCUCCGGAUUAUGAUAAUGAUAUACCUCCUGUGCCUCCCAUCCCCCUGCAUCAGUUGGACGGCUUCUCCUUGCGAUCAGGGUCCAGCAUUAAUGUGGAUGAAUUACAAAUGCGAAAUGAAGAACGCUUGAGAAGACUGUCAAAGUUGCGAAGGAGCUCAAUGAGCACAGAUGGUGAUCCUGAUGCCUUGGGAGAUGCAGAAGACAUUCUAAAACUUUUCCCUACAAAAGCAGGAGACAGACCUCAGUCUGUGGACACAGUAGCCACAGAUCCCUGGUUGCGCCCUGGGACCUCAGAAACACUCAAAAGGUUUAUGUCUGGGCAGCUGAACCAUGACAAACUGAAUAACGAUAAUGCCUUAAACUUCAACUGGCAGGGCCUAUCGACCGCGCAUGGGUAACUGCAACACUUCACUUGUGCCUUGUGAGCAGGGAAUGAAAAUUACUGAAGCACUUUAUGCUUUAUUUUGUUUUAAAGUCUAAUGAAUGGAAAUUAUAUCAUAAAGUAAAAAUUGAAAUGCCUUUAUUUAAAUGAAUGUUUAUUCUGACAGGAACAUUUGCAUAUAUUUUUGUGAGGUAUUUUUGGAGGAGAAAAAAAGCUCUGAAGACCAUAAACCUUUUGUUGGUAAUGAACGUGUUUACUAGGUCAGUGCUUAUGCUGCAAUAUUCUGUAUUGUACAUUUACACUUUUCCAGACUGUGAGCACAAAAGGGUAUUUUCGCAGCGCUGGUUCAGAUGUGCUAAACCGCGCUGUUGAAUACUGCAGGGAUUCUUUGCAAAAUGAUUGCACUUAAAUAUAUUUUAGUUCUAUUAUGUAACACACAAAAAUUUUGUAAAUAUGGACCAAAAUGGCAACAUAUUGUUUUCAUUUGGAACGUUUAUGAACAGCAUACUUGAAAUAUAGCUUAAGCGGAAUUUUAUUAUUAUUUUUUUCUAUUUAAUUAUAGCUAUAGAAAUCUGUUUCCAGGUAACUAUAAACUAGUUCAUAUAAAAUAAUUAAAUAGUAAGAAAAAGUGAAAUUGUUUUAUUCGCUUAUUUUUAUUGAAAUUUUAAAAAUGAGAAAUUCAAUACAGAAAUAAAUAAAAUAAACAAGACUAGGAGAAAUGUGUCUCUUUAAUAGAACAUUAAAUAAUAUAUGCAUCCAGACAAGCAGAACAUUUGCUUUAGGGAGCCUAUACAAUUUAUAUAAAUGAGUAAAUCCUACAUUUAAAUAGCAACAAAUGGAAAAGCCUAAAUAAUACCAACAUUCAACUGCUUGAUGGACGGAGCCCCUUCUGCAGUCAGAGUAAACGUCCCUGGAAAUACAAGCGACUAUUAACUUAUAGGCGUAAAGAGAGAACUUGUUCAGCAUUGCAAAACGACGCCGUAGUUGCUAAAAAGUUACUGCUUCCAUAUGCAAUUUAUUCUAAUUGCAAAGUGAAGCUAAUCAAGUUAACACAUAAGGCAAGUAAAGUAGAUUGAAGCCUCUUCCAGUAUCAGGGAAUUAGUUUUUUGGCAGAAUUCACCAAAUCCUUAAAUAGAGAGGAGCAAAAUUUACAUGGUACUUUGAGUUUGCCAUUUAAGAAAAGAAUCACCAGAGAUUUAGGUAUUUUACAAUUAGGCGGGUGUACUACUGCCCAGUGUAUAUCAUCCCAAUAGGAACAAAUUACUUAAUAGUCCCACUAUAUGUGUAGUGGGGUGCCUAUAGCUUCACAGCUUCUCCAACAUUUGUCCGAUACACUUGGGUAUAUUUGGUGGUCUAUGGGGUGUAAGAUACCAACAAGAUAACAGUUUAAUGUUUGUUUCUAAUGUUAGGACUGACGAAGAACUCUUGGUUGUGUUGAUUAAAAUUAGUUGUUUCUCUUGUGGAGUAAAUUAGGUUUGAAAAUCAUCUUUUCACUUUCCCAGGUAUAAUGAGAUCUAGAAUCCACAUCCAGCAGUAGUUUAUAGAAGAUGGAGGGCAAAUGUUGUGCUGGCUUACUAGUGUUGCAAAUAUGUUCAUACGGUGUUAGGGGGAGAAUGUUUUUUAACCUUUUGUUUAUGUAAAAUAAUAUAGUCCCUAACUUGAAAGUAUGACAACCAAUGUGUUAACGGAUAUCCAAACUCCUCUUUAAGUUCCCUCAUAUAUUUCAAAGCCCCUAGAUAAGGAGUUUAAAAAUUGGAAUAUCACACAUAAAACCAGAUGUAUUCAUGUUUGAGGGUAUCUUGGUAACAAUGGAGUCAGAGGAGAGGUGAUAGCUGAUAUUGAGGGUCUUCUAUGUUCAAUCCUACCCCAUACAGUUUAUGAGGUCUAUAUUAAGAAGUUCUCAUAUUUUAGUGUAAGUGGUUCAUUGUCCACACAAGCUACCAAGGUUGUUGAUAGAUGUGAGGUCAUCUUCCAAACCCAUCCACUGCUUAUCUUCUCUACCUCUGAACCAAUUCCAUAUACGUACUAAAUGGGAUGCUUGAUAAUAAAGUGAAAGAUUAGGUACUCCUUUCUCUUUUUGUCAAUAUGACAAGUGCUUAGCUAAUCCAAGGCAUUGUUUAUUCCAGAUAAACUUAUUAGUAAGAGCUUGGGCAUCUAAAAAAAAAAUGUGUGGAAACAGUAUAGGGAGUGUUUGAUAAAGAUCCAAAUUUAGGGAGUAUAGACAUUUUUUACAACUGCUAUCCGACCCAACCAAGAUAAUUCAUUUUUGCUGUUAUUGAGUAGAAUAGUUAUUAAGAUAAAUCUCUUAAUCUUUUCAAGGGAAUAUUUAAUUUUAUGAGUGGCGACUUGAUAGUUAAAGUGUCUUUUUAAUUGUUGCGUGACUAUUAAAGGGAGAUAAAAAUAAUAGGACCAAGUACUGUACUCUAAUAUCCCAUUAUCAAGAUAUUAGAAACUGGAUUGGACAGGGUCAGAAAAAGUACAUUUUAGUAUCAGUACUUCAGAGUAUACUUUGCCUUGAAUGUAUGCAGGGUUUAAAUUGAUGUCUAGUGCAGUUUUCAGUAUCCUAUACAGGCUAGAAUUCAUGCUUGAGCACUAGUGGGUUAUUUAUUGGUUUAGUUAUUUUAGUUUGAGUCAUUUGUUAAAUAUCCUGAUGUGUUAUAGAUUGUAAAAAAAUAAAUAGAAAUGCUGGAGCUUUAUACAACAAACCAUGUAUUGACAAAUUCUAAUUUCUUGUUAUAAUAUGAUUUUUUUUAUUGUGUAUAAAUGUGUUUGUUUUACUGUUUAGCCUUAUUUAUUCACACAGCGUUACUGUUUGUUUAGCCUUAUUUAUGCACUAAGACAUUUUGUUUGUAAGUUAACUAUUCAUGUUCUAAAUUACGUUUUCUAACGUUACUAAAUAAUUUGAAAUGCUUGUCAAUAAAACUAUAUUUUCUUACCAUA